Messenger RNA from Aureobasidium melanogenum CBS 110374, 4305 nucleotides. RefSeq lists its product as uncharacterized. The record is from RefSeq and is a predicted model, not a curated record. The transcript has 4 exons. Lineage: Eukaryota; Fungi; Ascomycota; Dothideomycetes; Dothideales; Saccotheciaceae. Bases 1 to 4305 code for a protein of 1434 amino acids.
AUGUCCCUAGCACGAUUGCGAGAUGGACCGCUUAGUGAACGCAGGACUGCCAGAGCGGCAUCCUUGACCAAGCGAGCUGCCCGCCUGCGCGCUUUGAACCAAAUCACCCAAUCCAUCACUGAACACUGUGGUCUCCCUCCUGCUCUCAACCUCGAUUUUGAUUCUCUUCCCUCUCCUCCUCACACUCCUUCUGAAGAUGUUCUUCUCAAUUCCGCCGACCUGGAAAAAGGCCUCUAUUUUCAGGACUCAUUACUGCCUUUCUCCUUGGACGCAAUAGAACAGAAUCCUGCUAUUAAAGCUCUGGCCCGUCAGCAUGCGCCUCCUUCGCUCAAUUCUGGAGACAUUGAUAGCCAAUCUCAUGCCACGGCUCCCAUCACUAACUCAGAUACUAUCGCAAGCUCACAAGACCCCUCUGUUUCGGAAAAUGUUGACCUUGCACGGGCCUCUGAUGAUUCUCCAGUCAAUCCACCUGGUCGCGAAACCCAAAGGCAUCGUCCCCGUACUGUCCAUCUGCCCCCCAAGGAAGUCCAAGAAGAACGGUUCCGCGAGAAGCAGUUGCGUCAGGAAGCACGACGGAGAGAUGCUGCCGAAUCCGACAGAGCUCAAGGUGAAGCCGCGUCGUCGCCGACAUCUACUGCUGGUGCUCCUUCUAUGGCCACCCCUUUGCCCGGUGGCCACUCUCCCUUGACCAGUACUGAUGAGGAUGCCACAACUGUGAACCAGACGGUGGCCAAGCCUCCUAGCUUGCAACCAUCCGCCGAGGAAAUUCUUGCGAAAGAACAACACGACAAGCUAUUACAGUCACAGAAGGAAAUCGCGUACCAGGAAGCCUUAGGACAUGAGGAUGACUCUCCUGAUGUGCAGCUGCGUCUUGAGCAGGAACAGGCGGCAAAAGCGUCUCGAGAUGCAUCUUUGAACGCCAAGCCCUCAAUGAUCGAUUCUUCUAACAAUGUCAAUGCGACAAUACCAGCUAGUGAUGGAACUCAAUCUGUUGCGCCGGCUCAAGCUCACUCAACCUCACCUCCCGUUUCUGUUUCUGCUACUUCACAAAAGAAAAGAGCUCCGCGUCCAUCACUUGUCAACAUCAUGCCUCCUAGAGAUCCUGCACUUGCCAACGCUGUUGUCGAGACUUCAAGCCCUGUUCGCGUUCAAUCAACUUCGGAAGUGAACGAAUCAACAAGAUUGUCUCAUCCCGCUUCAAAGCGUGCUCACACGACAGGCGAGGUAUCGAAGGUGAAACCCGAGCAGUCGAUUGUAAGACGCCAACGAGCAGUCAAAGACGAGCCGCAGUCGCCUGGUUCGCUACGAUGCGCUGAGCUGAUGAAAAGAGAGGGCUACAAUGCUCUCAAGGGGGUAUCUGCCGAGCUCACAAGGGACUAUCUGGAGCCGCUUUAUCGUAUACAAGUUCACGAGCCUCCUAAUGGAAGACCUUUACACGAACUCUUGCAAAAAGCCAGCAAGGCUGUGACAACUACUGAGCAGUUUGCCGGAUACCACGAGAGACAGGACCAGCGCAUUCUUCGAAGAAUUUACCAACUACAAAAUGCGAAUCGCUGGUCCCUCAGGCAGAUGCAGCCUUGUGCUGAGCCAGCUGCCCCCAAAACACACAUGGACCAUCUCAUGGCUGAGAUGAAAUGGAUGAGGACUGAUUUUCGACAAGAGCGCAAGAUGAAAAGAGCCACAGCCAAAUUCUUUGCGGAGCAAUGUACAGAUUGGUGUCGAGCGGACAAAGAAACACGGAGGUCAAUGCAAGUCAAACUCAAGUCGGUCGAGGCGCUGCGCCAGGAUACAGCUGUUCCACACUCUCCCGCCGAGUCCAAUCUUGAGAACAGUGAAAGAAACAGUCAAGGAGCUCAGUCGCCACCAGGCUUGGACAACGAUGUCGAAUCCAGUGUUGAGGACUUUGAUAUGCCGAGGACACCGCAGUACGCAACCGUGGUCCCAUCAUCCUUUUUCUCUGCUAUCAACAUGGACACGGAGACAUUCCAUAUGAAGGACAACGAGGUUCUGCACAGCGCCAUAGCUGAUCUCCCUUUGCUGACACCGUUCGACGAGGAUGAGGACUCUGCCCAUCUGACUAUCAAACGUCCGACUCCCGCAGUAUCAAAGUUUUGUUCAGCCAAGUUGAUGAUCGAUGUUAGCGGCCCGCCGAAGAAGAGAAGCCGAUAUGAUUACAGCGAUGAGGAUGAUGCGAUGGAAGAGCCCUCACUGCCUGCCGCGAAGAGGCCACGCGCAAGUCAAGAUGACUCUGGUUUGCGACCUGAGCAGACAGACGUUGCCCUCUUCGAGCCCGAGAACAAGCUUUUGCGAAGUAGACUGCACCAAAAUACGGCGUUCCGGCCUCCGUCCGAGUUUCAGAUGCCAUCUUCGCAAUUCUAUGAAUUCAGAACAGCAUCUCAAUGGACAGAAGAGGAUCAGCAAACCCUGCGUCGUCUUGCCAAAGAGUAUUCUUUCAAUUGGUCUCUUAUCGCAGACAACCUAUCAUUGUCAUCCAGAUUCACCAGCGCAUCUGAUAGACGUACGCCAUGGGAGUGCUUUGAACGUUGGGUCGAGCUAGAAAGUCUGCCGAACGAGAUGCGAAAGACUCUCUACUUCAAGACUUGGAAUCAACGACUCGAGGGAGCAAAUCGAAACAAUGAAGCCAAGUACCAACAACAGAUGGCACAGCUUGCACAGACCCCAGGCCAGCCUCCGACAAUCAUGCGAAAAAAGACGACGCCAUUUAAAGUUGACAAACGCAGACAGAAUCGAUACUUGCACAUGGUGGACGCGAUGCGGAAACUGGCUAGGAAGCGGGAGCAACAGGCCCACAAGCAAGCCGAAGCUCAAAAAGCCGCUCACAUGCGCAAACAGCACGAAAACGCAGCACCAAAGAAUGGGAUUCCCACUCCUCAAGAAUUUAGUAAAAUGCGCCAGGAACGGGAUGUCCAAGUUCACGCACGGCAAGAACGUUACAGAGAGCAAAUGCUCGUGCAACAACGCGUAUGUCGUUUGUCAUCGUUCGAUCCUCUACCAGUGCUUACAAGUUUACAGCAGGCUCAAAUGCAACGCAACGGCCAGAUGCCGACCCAGCAAGCUCACCCCAAUGCUAAUCCUCACAACCGUACCGGACCUAACAUGCCUCAUCCGCAAAACUCUCAAACGCAACCUGGGGGUCCACAACAGAUGAAUCAUCAAGGUCUGCCGAACGGACAAAUCCCUAGUGCUGCUGCGCAGGGAGGCGCGCAUCUUAAUAAUCCACAAAUGGGCAUGCGCGGAGGGAUACCACAAGCGCAAAUGCAACCCAACAUGCGCCCUGUGGCUAAUGGCCAAGCUCAUGGCACGCCAGAUGGGAUGCAGCAAAGAGUGCUUGAGGCGCAAAGAGCAAACCAACUCAAGAUGAAUGGUCAGCAAUAUCAAAUGGCGCCACCGAAUCGAGCAAGUCCUGGAGGUAUGCAUCCACCGAAUGGGGUGGGUAAUCAGUCUGCAAUGAACGGCAUGCAAAACAUCCGUACUCCUGGACCCCAAAACCAGAACCAUCAGUCGACCGCUAAUGGCAACGCUGUCGCUUCACCACACAUGCCACCACCACCAACUCCGACAAACCAGUCGCAACAAUCGCAGCAACUUGCCAAUGGACUUGUCCCGAACAUCACGUCAAUCACUCACCAGCUCCAGGCACAGUUCCCACAAGCUUCGGCAGAAAAGAUUCAGGAGCUGGCGACCGAACGCUUGCGACAGAUUCACUUGCAAGGACAGCACCAGCAAUCACAUCAGCAGGCUCGUCAGAGUGCGCUCAGCGCCGCUGCCGGAACACAUGCCGCGAAUAUUGCGCCAAACGGCUCGCCCGCUUACAGUCAAAACCAAGCAGCCUUCCACCAGAACAACGGCGGUGGUCAACACACGGCCUUCAAUACCAAUGGUAAUAACACAACAGGUAAUGCAGGCAAUCCUGCUGCACAGCAGUAUGCUGCCGGUAUGCGACAACGCGUUUUGGCUCAACAGAGCCAGAUGCAACAUCAAAACUCCUCCAUACAGAACAGCGGCAGCCCGCGUGUAGCACAGGCCAGUCCAGUACCGGGCAUGGCGGUCCCCAGUCCGAACAUGGCUCCUGCUCACCCGGCGCAGAGUAUGCCUCUGAACGCCAAUAACCGUACACCAACUCCUCAGAUGACAAGGCUGGGCAGCGGUCAAGGGGCCGCGGCUCCAGGAACGCCUCAGCCAGGAUCUCAGUUGCAGCAAACGUCGUCAGCAAUGCAGCGACAAAGCCCCGUCGUUCAACAGGCCAGUCCAAGGCCUGUCUCUGCUGGUGUUGCGAGACAAUAA